Messenger RNA from Rhodamnia argentea, 1238 nucleotides. Its product is annotated as ethylene-responsive transcription factor ESR2-like. Gene Ontology annotation, molecular function: DNA-binding transcription factor activity; DNA binding. The coding region runs from base 47 to 1084 and encodes 345 amino acids. Gene Ontology annotation, biological process: regulation of DNA-templated transcription. The record is from RefSeq and is a predicted model, not a curated record. NCBI's taxonomy places the organism in Eukaryota, Viridiplantae, Streptophyta, Magnoliopsida, Myrtales, Myrtaceae. The transcript has a single exon.
CUCUCUCCGUUCUUCCCAGACCUUCUCGUCAAUCCUCUCGCCAGACAUGGAUCAAGAAUUCAACGCCCUCUCUCACAACCCGCCUCAUAAUUCUCUCCACCGGAAACCGUCCACCCCCACCCCCACAGCCGCCCUCGCCAACGGCGGCAAGAGGGCGCUGAGGGAGGGCGGCGGCGGAGGCGGUUCGGGCGUCACGAUGAGGUACCGGGGCGUGAGGCGUCGCCCGUGGGGGAGGUACGCGGCGGAGAUACGGGAUCCGCAGUCGAAGGAGCGCCGGUGGCUCGGCACCUUCGACACGGCCGAGGAGGCGGCCUGCGCCUACGACUGCGCCGCCCGGGCCAUGCGCGGCGUCAAGGCCCGCACGAACUUCGUCUACCCCACCAACCCGCUGUCUCUGUCUGACCACCACCACCACCACCACUUCCUCCAUAGCCCGGCCCCCUUCAGCACCUUCCCUCCUAAACCCUACUCUCGAGACUUAUCCAGCAUAACCUCUAGGGGAACAGUCCUCGCCGCAUCUCCCGUGGCGGCACCGCAGCCGAGGAACGACGCCUCUCUGGACGUCUCGCUUUUCCUCCGCGACAUUCUCAACCCUCCCAACACCGCUCCUCUGUACCCACCGCCGCCGCCGCCGCCGCCGCAACCAGCGUCUCAAGCUUCUUCCUAUGCUCAGCCUCAGGGUCUCCGUUUUCCAAAUGAGUAUCCGAAGCCACAAGCCCCGGCCGAGCCGAAUCAGGACGACGACUCGUGCGGCUUCUUCCUUCAAGAAUCUCCCGAGUCGGGCCUCCUGGAGGAAGUCAUCCAAGGGUUCUUCCCCAGGAAGAAGAAGAGCUCGGAUCAAGUGAAGGGCCAGUUUUGGAACAGCGACCCGCACGGCCUCGGCGUCGUCACUUCGCCUCGCGAGCAAAUGCAGGGCUUGAACGGCCUCACCAGCCUGCACCUGCAGACCUACUCGUGCGGCGGCGGCGGCGAAGGCGAUGAGCUCGUCGGGGUUCCCACAGCGGCUCCGUCGCUGUUGGAUGCGGAUGUGUUCCAGUACCCCGAGUUUCUCGGCACUUUCGCAGCUAGGGCGCACGAUGCUUGAGCCGAUCACUUGGGAGUCUCUGCUAUAUUCCUAUAUAUAGUUAUAUACCCAUUUCCUGCUUCUGUGUAUUGAUGAUAUAGCUCUGGAGAAAAAAGAAAACCAUGAACCUAGAUUGAACGUCGAAGGAGUUUGCGUUUUCCUUCUAUCUUUGCUG